AUGCGCAUUAGAUUUGUUGGCAAAUUUAGGGAUAUUUGUGAAUCCGAAUAAAUUGUUCCGUGUUUGUCACCUUGAUUCGGUGCCGUGGAUAGAUGAGUCCUAUGAACCGAUUACGUUUUUUUAUAAUCUAAAAUAAACAACUAUUAAACCAAAAUGGAUGUGUUUUUGAUGAUAAGACGGAAAAAAUUAACAAUUUUCACCGAUGCUAAGGACACUACGACUGUACUGGAACUGAAGAAGAUUAUUGAAGGCAUUCUCAAGGUAGCACCACAAAACCAGCAACUGUUCAACAAAGACAACACUGUAAUGGAAGAUAGCAAAAUGCUGCAGGAUUACGGUCUUACUUCAAGCAUUGCUAAAGCCCAAAGUCCUGCCACAGUAGGCCUCGCAGUUAAAGAUGAUAAUGGACAAUUUGAACCCCUGGAACUAACACAAUACUCAGCACCACCAGAUCUACCAGAUGUGAUGAAGUCCCAAGAGAGCAAUGGUCAAGAGCAGCAGCCUUGAACAUCAUUGCUCUUGCUUAAUACAUCGAAAACUAUAUAAAAAAAUGCUAUUCAGCUGCAACCAAAUGAAUUUUCAUUUUUUUCUCAUCAUUGAGUAACAUUAAUUUUUAAUCUGAUGGUAAAUUAUUUGAAACAAUGUGGACAUGUAGCCUAAAUCUUAAAUAUCAUCACUGUGAAAUGUAAACAUUUUAAUGGACUUUAUUAUUAGUUUUUGACUAAUGCCUUUUCAUGACAUAAGUACUGUUGUGAUAGUUUUAUAACUGUAGAUGAAUUUUGAUCUAAUCACCUCAUUAUUAUUAAAUUCAUAUUUUAAUGUAAAGGCUUCAGCUUGUAUAAAUUAUUUUCUUUUGUAAGCUAGUUAGUCUGAAAAAUUUAGUGUAAGACAUAUAUGGUUCAGUAUGAUGUGGGUGAUAGGAUGGGUAUUUCUUAAAACAUUUUUACUCAAAACACUUAACAAAGGAUUUGAGAUUUAUAAAUAAAUAAAUAUGUGCAUAUAAAAUACCCAUCUUCAUAUUUUGAUUUGUGUGAAUGAAAAUUAUGUUGAGAAAUGUCCACUAUUAAGUAUUACUUAAAUUAUUAAAAUAUGCUUGCAUUACAUGAAUUCAGUACCUAUUCACCAUAAAUGGUGGUAUUUAAACUAACAGUGUUUAUUAGAUUUCAUUUAUUGCUAGCCUAUUUUUUGUUACGUAUUACGUCGUGGUUUCUUUGUAUAUGAUUUUUGGAAAACAUCUCCAAUUGGAUAGUCAAUAUGGUGAAAGACAUUUCGUUGAACUAAUAAAUUUGGUGUGUGGUGCAGUAUGUGAUUUUUUUCGAAAUUUUCAAUUGAAAAGGAGCUGGCAUUCUUUUCUAACAAUAGAUGCUUCAUUUAAAUUUAUUUAACAUUGUAAAUGUAAUGAAUGUUACCAGUUCAAAUAAAAAUAUAAAUUAAAUAUUAGUUUUUCCUUUACAGUCAAAUAAGUUUCUUAUUGUGUAUCCAACUUUGUUUGAAAUUGUGUUCGUUUUAAUUAUUGUGCAAUUAUAAAGCCAUAUUUCCUAAAUAACUGCAAAGUAACACCAUUACUUCUUAACUCAAUAAUAUCCUUAGUCAUUUUGUAAAUUCCUAUUAUUGGUUGUAAGUUCAUUUUAACUGUAAAUUCCUGGUAUUUAUAUUUAAUAUAUAGAAAUAAAAAAAAAUAAAUGAA
This is a messenger RNA of Aethina tumida (small hive beetle), 1687 nucleotides long. Its product is annotated as elongin-B. The transcript is spliced from 4 exons. Gene Ontology annotation, molecular function: protein binding. Gene Ontology annotation, biological process: transcription elongation by RNA polymerase II. Gene Ontology annotation, cellular component: elongin complex; VCB complex. The record is from RefSeq and is a predicted model, not a curated record. The coding region runs from base 154 to 507 and encodes 117 amino acids. NCBI's taxonomy places the organism in Eukaryota, Metazoa, Arthropoda, Insecta, Coleoptera, Nitidulidae.